AUGCUGGUGCCUGUUCUGCCCCACGCCUGUAAGGUGUGCCAAUCAAAACUGCUCCUCUACCUCCAUGGCUACAACCGCUGCCCAGAAAAGGGCUCAUGGGAGCUCAUUACCGAAAACGAAUCUUCGACCGGCAAUGAGUAUGGGUACUGGUUCAAUCUUUAUUAUGGAGAGGCCGUCGCAUUGGCAAAGGGUGGCUGCGAAUGGAUGAUGUGGCUUGUCACCCUUCACCGGCGGGACACCACAGUAAACAGUCAAUUGCGCGGUUACUUCACACAUAACUCCGAAGAACAGCUUGUGCUAGACUGGGUGGAUGAUAUCAAUCAAUACACGGACGGUAGAGAUUUUGCUCGCAAGCUAGUCCUGUGCGUCGAGCCUGAUAACGUGGCCGCUGCGGACAUCAAACACAGGCUGCCAAAUCUGAAUCCUGCAUCCGCCGAAACCAUGUCUAAGGCUCGUACGUGGCUGCAGACGUGCACCACCACACACCAUGCGUGCGGCAACAAAUCCCGGCGGCUGACCACGGGCUCUGGUGUCUUGAAACCUCGCCGUCUCAUCAAGAUAUUUAAAAGGCCCAAGGGCUCAGCCAUAUCUACGGAUCCAGAGCUAUGCCUGGUGGAAACAGCACACAUCGAACGGCCAAAGUAUGCUACCUUGAGCUACUGUUGGGGAGGAGAUCAGCUAGUGAAACUGAAAAGAGACAAUUUAAUCUCAUGGCGGUCCAGGAUCUCGUUCAGCGAUCUUCCACUUACGCUUAAGGAUGCCAUACUAGUGACGGCUGAACUAGGGCUUGAGUACAUCUGGAUAGACGCUCUUUGCAUAGUUCAGGACGAUAAUGAUGACAAGAUUGUCGAGCUCGCCCGGAUGGGCGAUAUAUACUCCCUUGCGCAUGUUACCCUGCUAGCUUCACGAAGUCCCAGGGUGCAAGAUGGGUUUCUACAAUCCAGAUAUAUCCCCCAGGAAAGAGGUUUUCGCUUACCCUACCUUUGCAAAAACGGCCAGAUAGGUUCCGUAAUCCUCUGGGCAGGCAGAUGCAUGGGAAAUGCUGAGCCAAUCCACCAACGUGGGUGGUGCUUCCAAGAACAAAUCCUUUCACCCCGCAUCCUAGAGUUCGGUACCCAUCAGCUGCGGUAUCUAUGCACCGCUAAUCGCACUGAUGAAGUCGUUCCGGAAACAGAUGGGUGGAUCACGAAUUCUGAAACGUUUGCGCAACAUGGAACUGGUCAUUCGCUUGACUUACCGGCUCAUUGGUACACUCUACCAGCGGAUGGAAACGAGUUUCUGGAUCUUUGGAAACGUAUCGUCAUGCACUACAGUCACCUAAGUUUGAGCAACAACACUGACAAGCUCCGCGCUAUCUCGGCUGUUGCCAGAAAGUUUGGACAGUCCUCAUCUGUGCGAUACUACGCUGGGCUCUGGGCAAAACACCUGCCGAGCCAAUUACUUUGGGAAGUAGACUGUGACGACCGGAGCUCCCAUAAAGCCACCCGAGCCCCUGAAUGGGUGGCUCCGUCAUGGUCUUGGGCGUCGAUCGAGGGACCUAUCAUCUACUCAUGGAAUGAUAGUGAUUCGAUUACCUGCCAGCGGCUAAACGUCAUCGUCGAGAAUGCUACGUCUAAAGACGACUUCAGCGACGUCUUUGAUGCUGAGCUUAGACUUCGAACGUUAACCCUACACGCAAAACUGGGAAGACAGGAAAGAGCUCCUCAAUCAUGGGGGUUCAGAAACACAGCUACGCGCCAUCGACCCGACGAAGAAAGGACGGCUGGGGCACAAGAAGAUUCGAGAGAUGAUUGGUCGUCUUGGAAUCCUACUUUCUUAAAUCCGAAGUCUGGAAAAGCGUGGACCGACCUGUCUGGCCAAUCGGGGACUUAUUCUGGCAAUGCAGCCGCAUACAAAGAAGUACACGCGCGUUGGUAUCUUCCGGCUGGACGCAUACAUGGAGGGUGA
Molecule: messenger RNA, 1947 nt
Organism: Alternaria rosae
Lineage: Eukaryota; Fungi; Ascomycota; Dothideomycetes; Pleosporales; Pleosporaceae
Product: heterokaryon incompatibility protein-domain-containing protein
Exons: 3
Coding region: 1-1947 (648 amino acids)
Source: RefSeq, a predicted model, not a curated record